UUUCAAAUAGGUAAAAUUUCUUCGAGUUACUCAACAGGUAACCUAAGUUAAUUCAUUUAACACGUCAACAGAGAUCACCGACUUCUCCGCUUUUCAUCCCGUGCUAAAGAACCCGAAUUCCAUAACACCUAUAUUAGUUUGGCGUUUUCUGCCGAAUCUACCACAUAAGAAUAGGCGAGGCUUACCUUGGCAGUCAUGGCAGUCAUGGCUCUUCUGACAAAUAUACCGGUUGCCUUAUGCCUCUUUAUAAUUGUCUGCUACGUCGUUUCCACGUCUUUCGUGACCAAGAAACGCUUUAAACUGAACGCCAUCAACAAGCCACCUAAGGACCGUUCAGCAGAGCCGGACGCCCCUGUUUCAGUGAACUACUUCCCCUCUCGGAAAUGCAACUACACAUGUGGCUUCUGUUUCCACACCGACACUUCUUCUUACGUCCUUCCUAUCGAUGAGGCGAAACGUGGUCUACGGCUGCUAAAAGAGGCCGGCAUGCGCAAGCUCAACAUUGCGGGCGGAGAACCCUUUCUUUACCCUCGUCUCCUCACCGAACUACUCUGCUAUUGCAAGGAAGAGCUGAACGUUGAGAGCAUCAGCAUCGUGAGCAACGGCAGCAAGAUCAGGGAAAAUUGGCUGAGAGAAAACUGCCAGUGGUUAGAUAUUCUAGCCGUGUCUUGCGAUUCGUUUAAUCCGGAGACGAAUAAAAAGAUUGGGCGUGGUGACGAUGGAGCGAAUGUGGUUCGGCUUUUUCGUAUUGCGGAGUGGUGCAGAAAAUAUGGAAUCAAAUUCAAGUUAAAUACCGUCGUUAACAUACACAACUGGGACGAAGAUAUGGUAGCCAAUAUCGAACAGCUAGCACCAUUCCGAUGGAAAGUAUUCCAGUGUCUCAUCGUGGCUGGAGAGAACGAUGACGAGACGAGAAAACGAGACGCGAGAACCUUCUUGGUGACUGAUGAGCAAUGGCAAACAUUCUGCAAUCGGCACAAGCAUAUUCCAUGCUAUGUUCCGGAAGAUAAUAAUUCUAUGGCGAGCAGCUACCUACUUCUAGAUGAGUACAUGUGCUUCCUAGACAAGGGCGAGGGUAUGAUAACGAAGAGCGAGUCGAUUUUGCAAGUCGGCGUUAAGGAAGCUAUGAAACAAAUCGUUUGGGAUAAGAAAUCUUUUGUUGAACGAGGUGGUAUUUACGAUUGGGACAGAUCUGAUAUGUUGCAAAGUGCUUGCGAAGGUGGUGGUAACAAGAAAGAGUUAGAAUGGUGAUCAGGCAUAUUUGUUGGCAGGGGGGUAGAGACGAGAUAAUUUCAAUGAUUUCAGUGGGCAAGCGUAUCGGUCUUUUCUCAAUCUCAUCCAUCUUGAGUUUCUAAUAAUUCGGGACUGAUCUGGAAAAUGUGUUUUUAAUAUUGGCAUACUUGUCAAGUCGGCAAAUAUAGCAGUUCCUCUUGUGUUUUCUUAGAGGUAGCAUCUUUGGCGAUGCUUCGAGAAAUCUUAUUAUUAUUAUUAUUAUUAACAGCUAAUAAACGCCUCCCGUGAAAAAAA
Molecule: messenger RNA, 1527 nt
Organism: Daldinia decipiens
Lineage: Eukaryota; Fungi; Ascomycota; Sordariomycetes; Xylariales; Hypoxylaceae
Product: radical SAM enzyme
Exons: 1
Coding region: 196-1251 (351 amino acids)
Molecular function (GO): 4 iron, 4 sulfur cluster binding; catalytic activity
Source: RefSeq, a predicted model, not a curated record